Messenger RNA from Kwoniella shivajii, 660 nucleotides. RefSeq lists its product as uncharacterized. The transcript is spliced from 6 exons. Bases 1 to 660 code for a protein of 219 amino acids. NCBI's taxonomy places the organism in Eukaryota, Fungi, Basidiomycota, Tremellomycetes, Tremellales, Cryptococcaceae. Gene Ontology annotation, biological process: vesicle-mediated transport. Gene Ontology annotation, cellular component: membrane. The record is from RefSeq and is a predicted model, not a curated record.
AUGUCGCUCAUUCACGGACUAGUCGCUAGAGGCACCACAGUACUAGCGGAGCAUGCAACAGGAACAGCAGAGCUGAAACCUGCUGCUCAAAUAACCAUCUUAUCGAAGAUCCCACCGAAUAAUUCGAAACUUACCUACGUAUGGCAAGAUCGAUUGAUCCAUUAUGUAUCUUCGAACGGAGUUAUAUAUCUCGUCAUGGCGGAUGACUCAGUAGGAAGGAGAAUGCCAUUUGCUUUCUUAGCUGAGGUAGAAAGGAGGUUCACAGCGUCAUUCUCUUCAGAUGAAGUGGUUUCAGCUUCGGCACAUUCAUUAGGUGAUUUCGAAAAUGAAUUAGCAAAAUUAAUGCAUCAAUAUACUACUUCACCACCGGCAGAUCCAUUAAGACAAGCACAAUCAGAUUUGAACAAUGUUAAAGACAUAAUGGUUCAAAAUAUAGAUUCGAUACUUCAGAGAGGAGAAAGAUUAGAUUUAUUAGUCGAUAAAACCGAUACGUUAGCUGGACAAGCAUAUGCUUUUAGAAGAGGUGCAAGGAAUGUGAGGAGACAACAAUGGUGGAAGAACGCUAGAAUAACAGCUUUGACUGGUGUUGUGUUGAUUUUAAUCUUAUAUAUCUUCAUCGCUCAAUUCUGUGGCGCUUCCUUAACACAUUGUAGGAAUUAG